Molecule: messenger RNA, 882 nt
Organism: Epithele typhae
Lineage: Eukaryota; Fungi; Basidiomycota; Agaricomycetes; Polyporales; Epitheliaceae
Exons: 1
Coding region: 1-882 (293 amino acids)
Source: RefSeq, a predicted model, not a curated record
AUGUGUUGCGCCCUCCGAAAGGCGUCUCCAACUUUUGCGGCAGUAAUUGUCUGGCUUGAGAUGCAAUAUCCCAAGCUGUACAUCGACAUGGGGGCUCCUCCCCGAGAACACUUCUAUUUUUCAUCCUGUGACGAGCACAUGAGCCGGGACGUCUCGACACCCGUCAAGCAUUUCUUCAUGAGUCUAGACAACUCAUAUAUCAAGCGGUGGACGGCGACACCUUUGAAGAACCGCGCCUUUGCUUUCCCUGCCAGCCUCCAGACAUGCAAGUCCGUGACCAUGCGGCCCAGCAGAACGUUCAUGGAGUCGAGGCCAGCUUACGAGAACUUCCGACACCUCCUCUCAAUCAAGUUCCCCGCGCUCACCCACCUCCACCUCGACACCUCCCUCUUCGCAAAAGCGGCCGCGGGCGGUCGUUACGUCUUCAUGCUCGGCGCCGUGCCACUGCCUGCACUCGUCUUUCUCCGCCUCUCUCACGCGCCGGAGUGCAAGUGCGUGGCGCUGGAGGGGGACCUGCACGAUGAGCGCUGCGUUUUCUUCGGCGUCGUUCGGGCGUGUCCCAGGCUCAGCCGCAUCCAGCUCGACGUCGUCGGAACGUUGGUUGAGGCCAAGCUCCCGCGGACGGUGCGACAGCUCACAAUCGUCGCGCGACGGGUGCAAGUCCCGGGAUACGAGCUGAAGAGCACGUUCGUGGGCUACAACAUCGUGGUAGCGGUGCGAGAGGGACUCUUCCGUAACCUUGGGGUGCGUGGGAGGGGCGUAGUGCGGAAGGUGGAGGUGCUGAGUUCCACGGAAGAGAUAAUUGCACUGGACAGGGUGCGGGAUGCAUGCGCGGAGCACGGUAUCGUCGUCGAGAGAGUGUUGGAAGACGUACGGUACUAG